Messenger RNA from Dermochelys coriacea (leatherback sea turtle), 10267 nucleotides. RefSeq names its product neural cell adhesion molecule 2 (gene NCAM2). Gene Ontology annotation, biological process: cell adhesion. The transcript is spliced from 16 exons. The record is from RefSeq and is a predicted model, not a curated record. NCBI's taxonomy places the organism in Eukaryota, Metazoa, Chordata, Testudines, Dermochelyidae. Gene Ontology annotation, cellular component: membrane. The coding region runs from base 142 to 2322 and encodes 726 amino acids. Gene Ontology annotation, molecular function: protein binding.
GCGCGGGGCGGCGCUGGCCGUCACUGGGCGAGCGGCGCUGGCCGGGCUGUGCGCGCGAGCCGGGAGCGGCGGCGGCGGCUGGGUUUCCCUGUGCUCGGCACCUCUAACUUGGGAACUGUCCACCAGCGUGAGCUCCUGAACAUGAGCCGCCUCUCUCUCUACCUGCUCGGAUUGCUCCUCAGUGGCGGGCAAGCUCUUCUUCAAGUGACUAUUUCACUUAGCAAGGUAGAGCUUAGCGUCGGCGAAUCCAAAUUCUUCACAUGCACAGCAAUUGGGGAGCCAGACAGUAUAGAUUGGUACAAUCCACAAGGAGAGAAGAUUGUUUCUAGUCAAAGAGUGGUCAUUCAAAAAGAAGGUGUUAGAUCACGGCUAACCAUUUACAAUGCAAAUGUAGAAGAUGCUGGGAUAUAUCGGUGUCAAGCAACUGAUGCAAAAGGACAGACUCAAGAAGCUACUGUUGUUUUGGAAAUUUAUCAAAAGCUCACUUUCCGAGACAUAAUAACCCCACAAGAAUUCAGACAAGGAGAAGAUGCUGAAGUGGUUUGUCAUGUUACUAGUUCACCUGCACCUGUUGUCAGCUGGUUAUAUCGAAAUGAGGAAGUCACAACUAUUGCCGACAAUCGAUUUGUGAUGUUACCAAACAACAAGCUCCAAAUUCUUAAUAUCAAUAAAAGUGAUGAAGGAAUAUAUAGAUGUGAAGGAAGAGUGGAAGCUAGAGGAGAAAUUGACUUUCGGGAUAUCACAGUUAUCGUGAAUGUUCCUCCAGCAAUUAUUUUGCUACAGAAGUCCUUUAAUGCGACAGCAGAUCGGGGAGAGGCAAUUACUUUAUUCUGUAGAGCCACUGGCUCUCCUGAACCUGAAAUCAGCUGGCAUAGGAAUGGCAAACUUAUUGAUGAAAAUGAAAAAUAUAUUUUGAGAGGAAGCAGUACAGAAUUAACAAUCAGAGAUAUCAAAAAUAUUGAUGCAGGUCCUUAUGUUUGUGGAGCAAAAAAUAAAGCAGGAAAUGAUAAAAAACAGACAUUCCUCCAAGUUUUUGUACAGCCUCAGAUAAUACAUCUUAAAAAUGAAACCACAUUUGAAAAUGGUCAAACAACACUGAUAUGUGAGGCAGAAGGAGAACCUGUCCCAGAAAUUACUUGGAAAAGAGCCAUCGAUGGAAUAACUUUUUCUGAAGGUGACAAGAGCCCAGAUGGCCGUAUAGAAGUCAAAGGGCAACAUGGAAAAUCGUCACUGCAUAUUAAAGAUGUGAAGUUGUCAGAUUCAGGGAGAUAUGACUGUGAAGCUGCAAGUAGAAUUGGUGGGCAUCAAAAGAGCAUGUACCUUGAUAUUGAAUAUGCUCCAACAUUUGUGUCAAAUCAAACCUUGUAUUAUUCUUGGGAAGGCAAUCCUAUCAAUAUAAGUUGUGAAGUACUAUCUAAUCCUAUAGCUUCAGUUCACUGGAGAAGAGGAAAAUUGGUUUUACCGGCAAAAAAUACUACCCAUUUAAAGACUUACAGUGCAGGAAGAAAGCUGAUAUUAGAGAUUGCUCCCACAUCUGACAAUGAUUUUGGGAGAUACAACUGCACAGCUACUAAUAGAAUAGGAACAAGACAUCAGGAAUAUACCCUUGGACAAGCCGAUGUGCCAUCUAGUCCCUACGGAGUAAGAAUUAUAGAGUUGUCACAGACUAUUGCCAAGGUCUCUUUCAAUAAACCAGAUUCACAUGGAGGUGUGCCCAUUCAUCAUUACCAAGUGGAUGUGAAAGAAGUUGCUUCAGAAACUUGGAAAGUAGUGCGCUCCCAUGGAGUUCAAACAAUGGUUGUUCUUAGCAAUCUGGAACCGAACACAACGUAUGAAAUCAAGGUUGCAGCUGUAAAUGGAAAAGGACAAGGAGAGUAUAGCAAAAUUGAGAUCUUUCAGACUUUACCUGUUUGUGAGCCAAGCCCUCCAUCAAUUCACGGACAGCCAGGCAGUGGAAAGAGCUUUAAACUUAGUAUAACUAAACAGGAUGAUGGAGGAUCCCCCAUAUUGGAAUAUAUCGUGAAAUACAGAAGUAAAGAUAAGGAAGACCAGUGGCUAGAGAAAAAAGUACAGGGUAGUAGAGACCACAUAAUCUUAGAGCAUCUGCAAUGGACCAUGGGUUAUGAAGUGCAAAUUACUGCUGCCAAUAGACUGGGUUAUUCUGAACCAACAUUCUAUGAGUUCAGCAUGCCACCAAAGCCCAAUAUUAUUACUGAUAGAUGCUGCGAAGCCACUAAAGGUGAAAAUGGAAGCCAAUCAUGGCAGCAAAAUGCUGCUAGUUUUUCUUUCAUUGUAGCCAUAAAUCUGUUGUCCAUGUUUUGAUAUUACUAAUAAGACAAGCAGCAUGUUCUCUUCGUUUCCCUAGGAAUGUUAUUUUUAAGGGUGAAAUAAAUAAAGACCUGGAUAAAAAUUAGACUUUCUGGAAAUCUUCUAAAGUAUACAUUUUUAAUUAAUAUCAUAAUGGAAGUAACUGAUCAAUCUAUGCAUAAAAAAUUCUCAUAGGUGGCUUUUUUAUCAACACAGAAACCAUAUGUCUCAUUACAAACACAAACUGACAAUGAUUGGCUGUUCUUCUGUGUUUAUGAUUUUAUUCAUUUUUUCUCAGUUAUAGUUUGUUUACCUAAGAAACAUGUGCAUAGACUUUUAUAUGUCAUUGUUCGUGCAGUGGGUUCUCAUGUUUGUCAUGUGUGUCUUUCAUGAGAGUAUUUUGAUCCCAUAUAUGUCCCUCUGCAUGUAUUUCCUUUUAAAAAGCAUUUAUAUAAUAUUUGUUCUAUCAAAUAUUCUGCUUCAUUAGCUACUUUUGCAGUAUUUAAUACUAAACUGUAUGCAUAUUAGAAUAUUUUAUGCUUUAACAAUAUAGGAUGGUUUUAAAGUAUUCAUCCCUAUCUCAGUUAAGCUUUGUAAAUUUCCCUAGUUAGUCUAUUUUACUUUCUUUUUUCCUCUCUACCGAAAUGCCUCUAUCCACAUAAUAGGUCCUUUACAGUUAUAUCCCAAGGUGAUGACCACUUAUGGCCCCUGUGCCUGCUUUUCGAAAAAGGAAAGCUGCCAUUCCCAACCCUUAUUUCCAAAGCAUGUGUUGGUCAUGAAAGACAAGUUCAGAGUUCUUUUUCUUGAACUGUAACAAAGAACAGUAAACAUAGUUAUGACUCAUAUGAACUGUUUAUUGCACAGUUGGUAUACUUAAAAAAGUAGGCCAGAUUAUGCAGUUAGAUUCAUGUCGGCAGACCUUUCUUUGUGCAUAGAGAUUCAUUCAUGGUGAGGAUCCACAUGGAUGUAAAGGUUUACUCAUAUGGAUCUGAUCAUGGUAUUAGAGACUAAAGAGGUGGAACUCAUAAUCCUAUUACAUAUUUCAUAAUCCUAGAAAGCAAUGCGGUUCCAGAGUAAGGCAGAAACUAGAGCUUUGUGUUAAGAACUCUUUUCAAAAAGUAAAAUUACUGCUGUGAAAUUGUGCAAUUCUUCAGGACGGUAUGAUCUUGUGAGAAAACAUUGAGAUAUUGAACAAAAUUAUACAAUAUUUUGAAACCUUUUCCUUUGUUUUCAUUCUGUGCUUUUUUUAAAAGGUUAUAAAUAUACCUUAUAUUUGAAGAAAGAUUUGCCCAUAUCAGCAUAUCUGCUAAAGAAAAACUGAGCAUCUUCACCAAUGUAAAGGAAUGUUUUCACAUAUUUAAAAACUUGUAAAUGACAAUUUUUACCAGUUUCAAAUAAUUCCUGAAAGCUUUCACUUUAGAAGAUAAUUGGUAAAUCCACUUGUAGUAUAUCAUAUCAGAUAUGGUCUUUUAGAAAAAUGAUCUUGCAUGGCUGAUCUCUCAUCCAAGAGGGUAUCCUUUUCCCAAAAUGCAUAUGUGUAACUCCCAAGACUAACUUACAUGCAUUUAUAGAAAGACAUCCCUGUCUAUAAACUGAAAUAUCUGGUACAACUAGGAAUCUUAAGAUCUGAUCCAGAAACCACUUUGUGUGAAAUCCUGGCCCCAUUGAAUUCAAUGGCAAAAAUCCUACUGAUUUAGGUGGAGCCAUGGUUUCAUCCCUGGACUCCCCCCUACCCCCCACUAUAUUACAUCCUUUUUAUAUCACUGUAAUUCCAUUAAUUUGAAUGGAGUUACACCAGCAUAAAAUUUGUGUGAAAGAGUGGAGAAUCAGACUUCCUCGUCAAUAUACCUACUUAUGGUAAUUCAGCAUUUUAGCAGCAAUUCAGCAAGGGGCUUCAGAGUCCCCCUAACUUAAGUGAAACAUGUGCUCAAGUGUUGUGCUGUGCUGGAGCCUGAAGCCAUAAAUGACUGUUUGAUCUGGCACUGAAAAAGCAGUUUAUUUUUCAUAGAAACUAUUAUAUUUAUCUGGAUUAUAGGUGGAGUUGUAAGCACCGAUUGUAGUUAAAGUUGCCUAACACACUCCAGUCUAAGAACCUGUUUUCAGUUGCUUAUAACUGCCAAAUUCUAACAGUGUGUUCUAAAAUUUUUAAUAAUUUGUCUGGCUCAGGCUGAUUUUUUGUUGGGGGAAAGUUUCAGGGUUUUCUUCAGCCAUUUCUGAAAACAAGCUUUGGGGAUAAUAUAUUGUUUUUCCCAUGCUAAAAAAAAAAUGUACAAACUUUUUGUUGAGAAAUUCUAGUGCCUUCUUGCUUUGGGGCAGAUACUGGAAAUUUGUAGACAUAUUGCCUUUGUAUCAGGAAUGUGUCUUUUGCUGUCCCCAUGUAGAAAUGCCCAAAUGUGGCCUAGUUAUAAACCUCUGAAACUCUCACUCCGUACACCUUCAGUAGAGAUUUGUUGAGUUUGGCAGUUAAAUUCUCAGAAUCUGUUUCUGCUGUUCAUACUUCAGCCCAAGGAUACAGGGUCUGAAUUGGAGUUUCCCUGCAAAUACUAUUUCCUGCUGCCAGUGGCCUCUUUGGUCCUGGGGACAGAACCAAGAAGAGCAGGAAGACUUUCUCUGUUGUGCUUUCAGUGCUCCCCCUGCGUAGGAGGAAGCAAAGUGUCUAGAAGGCAGAGAGCAAAAGUUGCAUGAGCAGUGUCAGAGGAAGUAGCCUGGGACAAGGAGAAUGGGGCUGCGAGCUGGUGGGGAGGAGGGCAUUGGGACUGAAAACAAGGAGAGGAGGGGGGACUGGGACUGGCUGGACAUGGAGAAUGGAACUGGGAGUCAGAGGAAAACAGGAACACCAGGGUGCUGGAAGACCUAAUGGGAUGUGAGUGGACACUAAGAUUGAUAAGGAUCCUGGGUGAGCAGGAUACUAGGACUUAUUGGGCAAGGUGCCUAGAGAGUUCUUGGCUGAGGAGCCCCAUUGAGGGAGACUGGGCCUGGGAACUGCAUUUGUGGGAAGACUGUGACUCAGAAGGGGAGCCUGGAAUUGCCUAAAGAAGAUGAUUGGGACUGGGAAAGGGAAAUGGCAUGGAGGAGACUCAGAUGAAGAGCUAAGGGUGGGAGAGACAGGACAGAGACAGGCGGGGGGGUGGGGGGAGGCACCAGGCAGAAAGGAUCAGGUUUGGUGGGGAGAAAGGGUAGAGAGAUCUGUGACCACUAGAGCAUGCUUAUCCCAGAUGAAGCCCGAGAUGCCCAAGUUUCAACUUUCCUCUUCUGUCUGCAAAACAGUUGUAAAACACACUGGCAAAAAGUGUCCUCUUUGUGACAGUCCACAUAGACAAUAGCAACCUGCCUUCAUCUGUCUGUAUCUCUGUUCCCCAUACGUAAUAUGGAAAUAAUACUACACAGGCAUGUUUAGGAAAAUAAAUUACUAAUCUUUGUGAAGCACUCAGAUAUUAUAUUAAUGAGCACCAUAGAAUAGCCCAUGAGGAAAAUAAUUCUGUCUUCAGAGCAGGAUUUAAAUAGUGUGCAUUAAAUAAGUCCUGGGGCCACAUAUUGAACUAGGAAGAGAAAAUAAAAUUUUGAAUAGCUGCUUAUUUAGUGAGCACCAGCCAUUCUCUGCCCUGAAUGAGGGAAGGGUCCUGUGCAAAAAAUAGUAUGUGAUCAUAUCAUUAAAAACUAUCAUAGUGCAUGCACACAAGGACAGGCGUAGGCAACCUUAAUUUUGCAGUUCCUGAUGUUUGAGUGCUUGAUUUACAACCUUAACAUUUUUUAAUGUGUGUAAUGUAUCAUACAUUUCCUUUGUUCUUCCCUCUUAAAAAACAAAACAAAAACCUAUUAAGGACAUAUGUGCAAAAGCAAAAUGUUUGUUUCUAAACAGUUUACCUUCUCCUUGCUCCCCAUGUGAAGUACUCCUCUGUUAUCACAACAAACAGUUCUGAUAUUGCAGACAGACAUGUAGGAUGGCAAAUGAAAAAUAAUGAGCAGGCACACAGAAUCUGAUGAAUUCGAACGUAUUUAAAAGACCCACUGAAGCUUUAUGGAAAACUUAGUAAAACCUUAAUGGGAGUUAAAUCUGUGUCUUAGGAGGCAACCUGGAUUCCAUUAUCCCCAAGGGAGCAUAUUUAUGUCAUAGUUCCCAUAGGGAGUGGAGACAAUGAGAAAGCUUUAUAUCACUUGUACUUCUUCCCCUGAUCCUGAGACUAGGGCUGGGUUUAGGGGCCUGAAAUCAGGGCAACCGUUCCAGGUAUCAACAUUCCUGGGCACUAGAUCAUCACAUUCGGUUACCAAAUCUCCAUUUUUGUUUCUUUGUGAUAAUGGAGUUUAUUUAAAAAUUUAAAAAACUAAAUUGUUUUUUAAGCUUACUCCAUUUGGGUGGUGGGUGGAUACUGAAAAUAUUUUCUACCCUGGAAAAUAAAGGGCCCUGGGAUCAACUAGGUACUGGACCAAUCAUCAGGUUAAAUUAGAGAAAUCUCAGGGCUAUUGGUAACUUACAGCUAGCCGCCUAGUACAGCUGGAGAUUCAUGGCGCAUUAAAGGACACCUGACCCCACUCCUUUUCCCCGGUCAUACCUUCUACAGCAGGGAUGAAUAACUAUUUUUACAGCUGCUCUGUGUCACCAGAGUAGAGUCAAAGAUCUCACCUAAUGGGGUUACAUUGUCUUUCAGCCAGUGCAAGUAAGAGGAGAAUCAAGCCCAGUAUAAUCCCUUGGUCUAUAACUCUGACUGUGUAGUUUCCUGGGAUAAUAUAGAGAUGUAUGUAUUGGUCUGUAAUAUAGUUUGGGAAGCCUAUCCUUAAAACAUUAGUAAAAUAGGAUUAUUGUACAGUAAAUUGUAAUAUCAUACCUUCUCACAAGAAGGAGCAGGGAAGUAGAGAGAAUGGAAGUGCUUACAGAUGAAAUAAUAAUUGCCAGAUAUAUACGUAUCAGCUUUCAGAUUAUAACUCAAACUAAAGUUAAGUGAUAUAUAGAUCUGCACAGAUUUAAUUUGAUACAUUGCUGUCAUUAGAACUGAAAUGUUAGGUAAGUAAAUUUAUUCUUACAAUAUAGUAAUUCUAAAAAAGCUUUUAUGAUUGAAAAUGUAACAUUUUCCCAGUGUUGUCAUGUACCUAGACAUUGUUUCAUUUAACAUAAUUUAAAGUCCUAAAUUACACUGCUACUGAAUUCGAGCCUGAAAUCAAAAUUAGUGAUCCAGAGAACUUUAAAAAACAAAAACAAAAACAACCUCCACAAUAUUAUGAUGCAACUCAAAGCAACAAUAGUUUUAGUAUUCUUCAUUCUAGAUAUGCUACAAUUUAAAAAAAGUUUUUAAGUCUAGGACUGUAUUCUUCCCCAAAAAGGUUUCCUUUGUAUCUUUUUUGCUUCCUGAAUUUUGACAAGUUACAAACAUGUACAAAUAAUUUAUCAACCAAAUGAUUUACAUAAUAUGAGUACAAGCCAGAGUACAAUGGUUUUAUUAUAACAAUAAAGAUAUUGGAAUAUAAAACAUCGGCUAAAAAGAGAAAUAAAAACAGCAUAAUACUACACAUUAAAAGCUACCUGUAUUUUAUACAUUAGCAAUAAAAUGUGUUUAUCUGUAUUUUGUGUGUUUACAUUUUUGUAUGUAUGAUGUACAUACCCAAAUUCUGUUUUGAGCUAAAUAUAAACAAUCACCACAGUAAAGUCCCAUUUCAAAGCUAUAAUGGAUUUAGAGAGCUGACAACAUUGAAGUAAAACCUAGGAAAUGUAAACUUUUUAUAUUUAAAAAGCAGAAUGACAUUUACAACAUUUAAACUAAUCGAAUAACAUAAUAAAUAUAUAGUAUGCAAAUAACCAAAUUCAACUGCAUGAUAAUUUCCUGAGCCAAAUUCAGAAUCAUGAUCCUGUCACCCAAUGUCCUCCUGAUGUUGUUCAUAAUGUGUUGAAAUACAACUGUAAAUGUAAAACCAGCUAAUGAGAGGGCUAAUAAAAUAGAACCUCAGAGUUAUGAACACUUCAGAAAUGGAGCUUCUUCAUAACUGAAAUGUUUGUAACUCUGAACAAAAAUUAUGGUUCUUUCAAAAGUUUACAACUGAACAUCCACUUAAUUUACAGCUUUGAAACUUUACUAUGCAGAAGAAAUAUGCUGCUUUUAACCAUCUUAAUUUAAAUUAAACAAGCACAGAAUCAGUUUCCUUACCAUAUCACAUCAUUUUUAAAAACUUUUUUAGUAGUUUACAUUUAACACAGUAUUGUAUGGUAUUUGGGGGGUUUUUUUGGUCUCUACUGCUGCCUUCUACACACUUCUUGUUCCAAAUGAGGUGUGUGAUUGACCAGUCAGUUCAUAAUUCUGGUGUUUCUAACUCUGAGGUUCUACUAGAUAAUCUUCUUAAAUAAACAAGAAUGAGAGGGCAAAAGAGCAUCUUAUACUGUAAUGAUUUAUGUGAUAUGGGCUCCAAUCUCCUGCACAGAAACCACACAGGUGGAGCUGACUAUAUGCUAUUUUUUUAACUUCUUCAAUCAUCUGGGUUGUUGCGGGACAGUUUGGCCUUUGGAAGUAGUUAGAACAGCCUCAAUACUGCUAUGUCUUGUGGACAUCUACAAUGACCUCCUAGGGACCACUAUGGUUUCUGUAGAACAUCUCAGUACCCUGUGCUCAUGCCAGGAGCACUCCUACCCCAUUCGCCGAAGCUGUGGGGGAAUCUCCAGCUUGUCUACAUAGAUUUCUAUUGGGGGAGGCAAGGGUAGGAAUUGUUUUUUUCCAUAAAAUAAAGAGUAAAAUUACUUUCUUAAAUUAAGUGUAAUUAUGUUAAUCUGUAGGAGAUGAGCAUGGCAUUAUUGUUCUGACUGAAUCUGAAUUGAGAGGAUACAAGUUUAACAGACAAUAGUACAUAUACCUGUGAUACCAUCCUAUGUAUUUUAUAUAAAUUAGCAAAUGAAUGAUGUAAGUUAUCACAGUCUCCUUUUGAUGGGUGCCAAUUUACUAUUCAUAUGCUAUAUGUACUAGUUGAAAGUUCAGGCAUUUUAAGGUUUGAGAAAUUAACACAUAAAUUGCAUGAUUAUUUUAGGACUCUACUUGGUAAACAUCAGCAGAUUAUAAACUAGUAUCUAUCCUAUAGUGUAUUUCUAAAAGCAAUUUAUAUAAUUAAAUAAAAGUGUGUAGGCAAGGAGCAGUUUUUAAGGCCCAAAUCCUGCAAACACUUAUGCAUGUCCUUAACUUUAAGCAUCUGAGUUGUCUCAUUGAAGUCGAUGGGACUUCUCAUGUGUUUAAAUUCAGCACAUAUAUAAAUGUUUGUAGGACUGGGGCCUUAGCAACUUUCCUACGGAAUUAACAGUUUUUCCAGCACUGGGUUUGAAAAUUGGUGUUAGUUUACACCCAUUUUUAUACACAUUUAUUUUAUACAGUGUAUAUUUAGUACAUAAUUCUGAGCAACACUAAAAUUGGCAUUAUUAUGUGGCAUUAUGGGCACACUGUAUUUUAUGCUAUUAAAAUUAAUAGUAUAGCAUAUUUAUUUUACAAAUCCAAUGUGCACAUUUUCUGCAUGGGAAAAUAGUUAUUUUUAUUAAGCAAGUCAUUUUUAUCAGGAUGCACGUUAACUGAAAUGUAACACAAGCUUAGCAAACCUGAUCAGUUGGAUAUUUUCAGUACUGUUUCAUUGAAAAUGUUAUACACUAUGUGUUCACUCUGCUAGUGUGAAAAAUACUUUAACUGCUACACUCUCUGUGAAUUUCUAUUUUCUAAAACCACUCUAAAUACAAACAGUUUCUGGGUUUUUAAUAAUUAAUUUGUGAAACAUUAACUUAUAAUUUUUCCCCUUCCCUUUCUUGUUUCACUGACAUUCUGCUCCAUUGGCUUUUCCUGCCACCUCAACUUUUUCCCUGAAGAAUGUGUACAUAGCGUACAUGUAAUGUCCCUCAGCAUCAUUACAAACAUAAUGUCCAGAAAUGUAUGUAACCUUAUGCAUGUCUUCCAUUUGUUGUUCAAUGUCCAUUUUAUUUUAUGUACCCUUUCUGUCUCCAUUUUUG